ACGUGAUCUACGUACAGCCAUCGCAUGCGCACUACAGCGCUAGCCGACAAACGGAUUUGGGAUUGAAAAUAUCAUAACCAUCCCUUCUUCCCCUUGUUAAAGCUGAAAAAUCAAUAUGGAGGAGGUGGAUAAUAUUAUCAUACACACAUUUAGAGAAAUCGGAUGUGAUCUUGACGAAGAUGUCGUGACCCUACGUCAAUUCACACCGGAGCUUGUGGUGGAGGCAUCGGUACGAUGUCUGAAAUUGAUAGACACCAAUACAAACCUUCCUCACUCGCUGCCUCCCGGCAUGUCAGCCAGGUUCAGGCUUGGUACAGACCUCGCUAAUGCUCUACAGUCACUUGGUUUCCGAGGUGACAUGGGCUACCAGACCUUCCUGUACCCUAACGAGGCGGACAUCCGUCGUCUGAUGAUGUUUCUGGUUGAGAAGUUGCCUAAGGAAUCGGUGACUAGUACCGAUGAACCACAAGGAACUUCUGCUAUGCUGAGCCGUAGGAUAUCAUCAGAGAUCGCCCGUCAGCUGCAGAGCCCCUGGGUGCCUCCUCCAUGCAAGAGAAGAUCCAUCCGAUGGGUCGGACCAAAGCAAUGGCAUAAGGAGGGUGCAUCGGGCAGCCAUGCCUUUAGGAGCAUCCCUCUUGCCAUCCCCACUGGUCUAGGGGACCUUACCAAACAGAUUCCCAAAGAUAUCAUGAAGUAUUACAACAAGCACAUGCCACUAGUCAAGGAUCAGCCAGCAAGAGAUGAAGAUCUGGCGCCCUCAUUGUUGGAAUUUAAUGCAGCCUCCGUGACAGCUGCUCAAGAGUGGGAAACAGAAUGGAAUACAACGGGUCUGCCAUCAAGACUAUCACAAGAAGAGUACAAAGCCAGGAAGAGGGAGCGUCUCCAGAAGAGGAUGGUCAGCGAGGUCCGCCAGGGACUCCAGAAGUCCGAGCAACUGGACCGCAAGUCGGCCACAGCGGACCUGAUGCAGAUGCUUGACCUCUUAGGUCAGAAGAGCGCUACCAAGGGUACCAAGGGAUCUCGAUUCACCCACACGGAGAAGCUGCAGUUUGCACAGGAUGAUGAGAAAACAGCAGCUCAGAUUGGUAUAGGUGAAGGAGGACCAAGAGCCGACACCGAAGAGGAGUUGCGGCAGAAGAGGGAGGACGAGCAGACAGAUUUGAAAGAGCAGUUGAGUCGUCUCAUGACGCAGCUGGAGGGCCUAGAAACAGAGUCCAAGCAAUUGGGUGCAAGUGUGCAACAGAUGGAGGAGCAGACGAUGGAGAAGAAGAGAAGUAACUCGGAGAAGGAAGCUUCUUACAAGGUCAAGAAGAAGACCAUUGACCUGCUUCCAAAUGCAGAGACGAACAUCACACUCUUACAGGGCGUUGUGGAGAAGAGUGCGCAGCAGCUUGUGAGCUUAGCCACCCAGUGGGAAGAACACAGAGGUCCGCUCAUAGAGGAAUACAGGAAGACCAAGGAUGAGGUCUCAAACAAGGAGUCUGAAUCUGAGAAGAGAUUAGAAGACAUCCAAGCUUUGAGAGAAAAGAUGAAGAAAGUUGCAGAGGAAACUAGGAGUAAAGAGGACAUGCUCAAACAACUUGUUGCCGAGUAUGAGAGAAUGGCUAAGGAUGUGAAUAGAUCGGCCUACACCAGGAGAAUCCUCGAAAUUGUUGCCAAUAUUCGUAAGCAGAAAGAAGACAUUAAUAAGGUACUCGGUGAUACAAGAACACUCCAGAAAGAAAUCAAUCAGGUAUCGGGUAAACUAGAUCGGACCUUCACUGUCACAGAUGAACUCAUUUUUAGGGAUGCAAAGAAGGAUGAGGCAGUGAGAAAGGCAUACAAAUACCUUGCUGCAUUGCAUGAGAAUUUUGACCAAUUAAUCAAAACCUUGGAAGAAACCGGCACCAUCCUGAGAGAGAUUAGAGAAUUAGAAGACCAGAUCGACACGGAGAGCAGUAAGAAAACUGUCACCAAUCUUGAGAAGAUCACCAACGACUAUAAACAGAUGAAGCAGGAAAAUGCCGCCCUCAUUGCCAAAUUAAAAGGACAGUAAAAUCUUGUCACAACCUAAAAGUGGGACAGUUGGUUCUUAGCUUAUUUAUGUAUACCAGAUAACCAUGACGAAACAUAUGAAACAGAAUGUGCAAAAUCAGCCAUUGCAGGCAUGACUAAUCAGAGGUAUCGUUGUUAAAUCACAAAA
This is a messenger RNA of Strongylocentrotus purpuratus (purple sea urchin), 2182 nucleotides long. RefSeq names its product coiled-coil domain-containing protein 22 homolog (gene ccdc22). Gene Ontology annotation, biological process: positive regulation of ubiquitin-dependent protein catabolic process. The record is from RefSeq and is a predicted model, not a curated record. Gene Ontology annotation, molecular function: cullin family protein binding. The coding region runs from base 116 to 2035 and encodes 639 amino acids. The transcript is spliced from 17 exons. Lineage: Eukaryota; Metazoa; Echinodermata; Echinoidea; Camarodonta; Strongylocentrotidae.